AUGCCACACAAGAAUUUCACCUUCUUAACACUACUCGUCACAUUGCAAUGCCUGGCCCAAGCCUGGGCAUGUGCAACUCCUCACGAAUAUGCCAAGCGCGCCGAAGGAGAAGAGGUAGAAUACCCCUGGGCUGAACCUGGAGACGAAGCACCUUCCGACCCUACAACAGUAGCAUAUUUCAUGAAUCAUAUCAGUAUCAAUGUGCGCGACAUGACCGAGAGUAUCAACUGGUAUCGCGAAGCGUUCGGUUUCCGACUGCUCUUCAAUCUCCACGUGUCCGAGAACUUCGCUAUUGCCUACAUUGGUCACGCGCAUGGUGGUCGCAACGGAAGCGGCUAUCAGACAAGUGAAGAGAUGAAUCGCGAAAAAAACAACGGAGAAGGCCUCAUCGAGCUCAUCGAAUUAAAAUACCCGAACUGGGACUUGCCGUCCGGGCUCAGAGUCCCUAAUACUUUAUCUCAUAUUGGAAUGGUGGUGCCCAACUCGACGGUGACGCAUGAAAGGCUCAAGGCCAUGGGCGCGAAUAUUCUGAAAGCCCCCGGCGAAGUUUUCGUGCUGAACGGCUGGUUCUCCCUCGGGACGGGCUUUGAUCAGGCUGGAGACUUUCUUAGUCCGGAAGAGAUCGAUCUGAUCACGGAAUCUUUGAUACCGAUCAACACACCGACCUUGUAUACAGCGGACCCAGAUGGGAAUGUUAUAGAAGUGCAGAACCAAGAGGCAUUCAUACCAAGUUACUAG
Messenger RNA from Exophiala aquamarina CBS 119918, 738 nucleotides. RefSeq lists its product as uncharacterized. Bases 1 to 738 code for a protein of 245 amino acids. The record is from RefSeq and is a predicted model, not a curated record. The transcript has a single exon. Lineage: Eukaryota; Fungi; Ascomycota; Eurotiomycetes; Chaetothyriales; Herpotrichiellaceae.